UAUUAAAAUUAACGAUUUAAUUAAUUUAAUGUGAGCCAAGAUGUGAAUAAGAGAUAUGAAAAGUUUGCAAGAGAGGAAAUUCAAAUUAUUCUUCCCUCUCUCCCUUUCCGUUAGCGUUAAUGGUAUUAGGAAAGAAAAAUAAAAUAAUUAUUCAACCAAUAGACUGAGUACAUAUAUGAUGAUGAUGACGACGACGACAAUGGUGAUCAGCAGGAAGAAGCAGCAGCUGAUGAUCGCCACAAUGAUCAUUACUCUCGCUAUUAUGGCACGGCGGUUAAUCAGCGAUGCACGGAUCAUCAACAUCACCAACGCGCUGAACAGCAAGAAGAUACUGAUAGUCCAUUAUAUUAUGAAGCCCAAGACCACGACGUUGGUGCCGGCGCCAUGAACUCCGGCGAGGUCUACAGUUGGAGUUUCGAGGACGUCCCGCGGGGACCUUACUGGUACUGCCACCUCGCGUCUUUACUUUCUGGCCUACUUUGAGACGUUUGUCACGGGAUACCAAGUCAAUGAAACUGGGGUUUAUGGCCUUGAUGAUGAGCAUAAUCAGUGGAAGCAAAUUGAUUGAAAACCCCCAUGGAUCAAUCAGUAGUAGUCCAAUUCUGUCCGCCCCCACCUUCCCAGACGGCAAGUAUACUGUUUCUUUAAUCGGUUUGCUGAAGGUUAUUUCAUGGCGCGCAGGUAUAUCUUCGUUUGUUAUUCUCUAAUUACAAAAAGAUAGUAUAUCCAGAUACAGAGCUCUAUUACUCUGUUUCCUCAUUACAACGCAUGUCGUCGUUAUUAUCAUGGGUUCUUCUGGUUUUGGCUCCAUGGCCAACUCUAUACAUCCAUGACUUGAUGUUAUUAUUCUUUAAAAGUGGUGAUCCUCUGUUCAAAUCCGGAAUAUGACCGUCGCGUCGGUUUGGUUAUCAUCAUGGAUCCGACCGGUACUCUGUAUUCUCUGCCGCCGGCGAAAUAGUGAUGGCCGUCGGUGACAGAGCUUGACAUCACUGCGAUUCCUGGUUUGAAAUUUUUGAAUUCCGAUAUUUCAGACUUUAAUUGCGUCGGUCAUUACUAUAUGUUGAUUGUUCUAAUUCCUUCUAAUUGGCUUGAAGAUUUAUGUGGUUUAUUUCCAUUUAUGUUUUCAUAUUUCUUAAUGGCGGCAGUGAUUAGACCAUUUCCCACAACAACGUGUGGGCUUUAGGUAAUGUAAUUUAAUUGAGGCCCCAGUUUUAAAUUUCAUUUACUAUUUACCGUUUUUCUAUUUAUUUCUCUCCUUUUUUCAACUGUUUUCCCUUUUCUUAUCCUUUCUUUUUCUCCUUUUGCGUUUUUGUUUCUUCUUUGCUCUCUAUUAUUAUUUUAUAUUAAUUUAUUAUAGUCUUGUUGUGACUCCCGUAACUCUUGCCUUUUUAUUAUUAUUAUAAUUAUUUCUUCAGAUUAGUAUUUCUUUUGUGAUCGUUUUUUUCUUCGGUUUCUAUUAUUUUAGUAACGCUUUUAUCUCAUAGUUUCGGUUUUUAAGGGGUUGUUAAUUUAUUUUGAUUUUUUUAUUAUUAUUUUCAAUUCUUACUUUCCGUAAUUCUACUUCUUUUGGUUUGUUUGACUUCUUAGUAGAGUCAAAAUUUCAAAUAUUUUUUUAUUUAAAUUUCGGCCUUGGAAAUUGAUUGCUACCUAUAUUUGUUUGCUACAACUUUUAUUGUUCUCGUGCUUGGUAAUUCUGAUAGAGUCCUCUUUUAUUUAAGUGCGAUAUAUUUUAUUUUCAUGUAUAUGCUAGUUCAUUUGUCUUGUUUUGCAGGGAUGUUUCCUUUCCUGUCGUAUUUAGACGCAAUCAAGGUGCCUUAUUUCACCCAUACGAGUUUUCACGGGGAAGUAUUCUCCCUCUUCUCUCUAUCUGAGUCAGUUUCGUGUCGUUUUGCUCUUCGGAGCUUUCAUAGAGCUGCCCAACUCGUGGCAUAACAGGCUCUUUCAUCGGGAGUCCAGUUGCAUACGGACUACCUUUUUUAUUAUUAUCUGUCUUAUAUGUUUGUUGUCCGGCCGCGGCCAUGCUCUGGGGGCUUAUCUUGGAUAAAAAAAAUAGAUUGAGCACAUGUGGACGGGUUGUAGGGAGAGCCUCCAUAUCGGGUUGGAGGUAAAUGUCGUCCAAAAACUAUUAGAAGUGCUUUUUAAUAUUAGAGGUAACGUAAAAUGAUUACAAAGGAUUUCUAAUACAAAAUAUGAAUAAAAUCUAAAAAAUUAAAGUAGUCAAAAUGGAUCUUGUUAGAUUUUUUUUAUUCAAUAAUAAUAAAUCUUAACUUAUUUUAUUUUUAAAAUGAUAUAAAUGAUGGAAAAUUAUAUUUUCUGAAAUAAAUAUAAAAUAUGGUAAGGAUAAUCCUGUAUUUUCAAAAUAGUUUUUCGAAGAAGCUCCGGUUCGGAGCUUCUGCUUUUAUGUUAUACAAAAGCACUUUUCAGUUUUUUAAAAGUCGAGCUUUUAGAGGUGUUUGACCAUGUUGAAACUUUUAAAGCGUAAAAACACUUCUAAAAGCCGAGCCAAACAUAUGUAAUAGCUGCGGAAAGUCUCUGAGGAAUUCUUGUGCACACAGUUCAUCCGAACUCGUUAGAAUGACGUGUUCAUGAUAGUAUCCGUUGAUCGUAUUAGUUUGAUUCAACCAUGCAAAAUCACAUCAAUAAUCCCAUUACAAACCUCAAUUACACAUUGAUCAUACCUCUUCAAUCCAUAUGAUGAUUGGAUUUCACUAUUGUCAACACCAAAUAAAUGUCAUAUCAAACCGUCGUGUUCAACCAAACCAAGUCAAUAAUUGAGAAAUGGGCUAAUCAUCUAUUGGUCUACAGCCAGCCAGUGAGGUUAGAACAGUGGGCUGGACUGGACUGGACUGGGCUGGGGCUGUUCUUCUUCCCAGCCAGGAAAUAAAUUCUGUUGUAACAGAUAAUCUGUACUAUUUAGUAUUUCCCCAAUAUUCAUAUACAAUUUUUAUGGUACACUCAUAUGGUAUUUUGUACAGAAGAAUAUGGUUGUUUAUACAACUUAAAAAAACGAAGAAGAUAAUAAUAAUAUAUUACAACUAAUUGUGCCGCCCACACUUAUAAAUGGAGAGUAGUUCGCCAUUAAUACAGCCCUGUUUUCCUUCUUCUCUGAGAGAGAGCUCUGUUUCUGUGGACUACCGAUUGGCAGUAAGCCAAUAAUGUGAGCAUGCAGCACGUCGACUGAGUUAAUGCAGAGAGAGAGAGAGAGAGAGAGAGAGAGAGAGAGAGAGAGAGAUGCUGAUAAUAUAAUGGAAGAGAACAGAAGAGACAAAAGUAAAGAAGCACUGAAUGAUUGAAAAGAUUGAUGGAAUUCUCUUUCAAACUAAAUUAGCUCCCACUGACAGCAGAAACAGAGCAGCUAGCAAAAUCGAAAUAUAAAGAAAAUUCUAAGGCAGAGGAGGAGUCCACAUGCAUGCUUUGAGAUUAAUGGUCUUCAAUUCUUUUUGUCAUUCUGCAGCUAAGCUCUAAGGCUAUAAAUAAUGAUGCUUUUUGAGCUUAAACAUGUGGUCAUGUGCUUCCCUUUUGUUAAUUAAUCUCUCUGUUUCUGUUCUCUCCUCCUCCACAUUUCUGCAAUUUUUGCGCUCGAAAGCUCAUGAUAGAAUGGGGGAAAGUGGGCGGCGGUCGUCGCUGGUGUUGGGCCGGCCAUAGAUAGAUAGAUAGAUAGCCAUUAUUUCGUAUAUAUAGGAGGAUGCUUUUAUGAGAGUCCUCCAGGUAUGACUAAAGACUAAUGAUUCUGGUGUUUUAUUGGAGAGAUUACUUUGUUUAAAGAUUGCACUUGAUGGCGCAAUUUUUUUUAUCAUGAUAACUCUGUUACAACGGAUAUUAAUUUAGUGCAAGCUACCCAUUUGGAAACUUAAUAAUUGAAGGAUAAGGAUCCCUCGACUUGAUCGAUCAGACGAUUUUCGUUGCAAAGGAUGAUGCGGGUAGAGAAAAGUGGUAUCCUUUAUAUUCAAAGGCUGGAAGUUUGCAUUCAAGAGAAGUAGAUCAACGGUGGCAAAUCGAUUUUCACUGGUCAUCAUAUGAGGCGUCGACAUGUAUUUGUGCAUGAAUUAGGUCAUUUUCCCGUUGUACUUAAUUGUAUUUGUGGUGAUAAAAAGGAAUUAAUUUGUGCCUUGAAACUGGAGUUACUUUGAGGAAGUGUAGAGAGAAUGAAACUGUCACAUGUUUCAUUAAUGGACUGAAUGAUGUAUAUGAGUAUGUUAGGACCAAUUUAUUCAUGACGAAAACCAUUACCAGUUUACCACGAGAACGGCUACGGUGCUAAUUGUACAAUAGUUAGUACCGUCCUAACCAAGGGAAAAACUACUACUAGUUUGAAUUAGUAGUGAUUUAGCUUAGAUGUUGUAUUGAAUUUAUAAUAAUCCGUAGUGAUUUCGUUAUUUUUAGUAGCCUUUUGUGCUAGUUAUCACGGUGCUAAUCCCUAUAAGGAUUAGCACCUAAUCCCAUCCCGUUUACCACCCAUUAAAACUGCAUUCGUUAUACUGUUCAAUGUGAGAGCCAGCUUACCGAACCCAAUGAAAAGUCUCGAGUUGAUUGGUUUCAUUGCUUACAUUUAAUCUGCCUAAAGGGAAAAAAAAUGAAUUGUCUAUCUUUAU
Messenger RNA from Linum trigynum, 4592 nucleotides. NCBI's taxonomy places the organism in Eukaryota, Viridiplantae, Streptophyta, Magnoliopsida, Malpighiales, Linaceae. The record is from the annotation of a GenBank genome assembly.